Molecule: messenger RNA, 1446 nt
Organism: Clonostachys rhizophaga
Lineage: Eukaryota; Fungi; Ascomycota; Sordariomycetes; Hypocreales; Bionectriaceae
Source: the annotation of a GenBank genome assembly
AUGUCAAACUGGUACGAUUUACCACCGGAGAUCCGUCUCACGAUCUUGAGACAAUUAGAAAAACAUCCUCAAAAGAGUGCCUACGCAGCUGUUUCUAGAGAAUGGCAGGCCGUGAUCGAGAAAAGCACUUUUCGUCGCCUAAAGCUCAAGGAAGCCUGUCUUGAUGCAUUCGAUCAGAUGACCCAGCGUCAACGAGGAUUAGUUCGACAUGUUUGCUUGGAUAUCGAGCUUCAGAGAUAUGCCUGUCAAUCCUGCGGGCGGCUGGAAUCAGAAACAUGGAGACGGGCCAACAACAGACUCGCCACUCGUGCCCUUUACAAGCUAUUUUCCAUUCUCAGUACCUGGGAACCGACUCGGGAAGGGCUGACACUGGAGCUUCAUGCAUAUUCGACGAGCGAUAAAGAACACUGGUUGAAAACAUGUUACCUUGGAACCUUGGAGGAGGACGAACUUCUCGAUUCAGGUCUACCGCUAAACACCAACGAGAUUGAUGAUCCGAGCCAUGGCUGGGUUCAAGGCAGACAGGCCUCACUGCCUCCAAAAGAUGCGAUGCGACGGAUCUACGGGGGUCUUGAUAUCAAAUUCAAUAGGCAACUUCCCCAAGUACAGGUGGUCACCAAAUUCCUUCUUGGCCGACAAUGCCGUCGGCAGUGGACGCCGCCCACGUUGGAGCAAAUAUGGGAAAAACUCCCACGGCUGGAAGAAAUUGUAUAUGAACCAUGGCAGCUUUUUGAGAAGCCCCUCCAAGAUUUCCAGAGAGACGGUGAAUACUACAAGAUGGUGACCUCACAUCUGCCGGCGCAACUCAAAAAACUAUCCGUAUUUGAAGACUUUAACGAGACCUUACUAUCCGUAUUUGAGAAAUCCAGUCACUCCUUUUAUGCGUUCUUCCCAACCGGGCAAAGCUAUAUCGGCUCGAUGAACCCAGAUCGCGUGAGGGGGCCGUCUCGACAGGUCGCCGAGGGCUUCGCAGCGAGGAGCCUCGACCUCGAACACCUAUCCGUCGCAUUUAUGGCCGAGGCGCGGCAUUUCAUAGACGGGGUCAAGAAGACCUGGAAAUGGCGUGAGCUGCGAUCGCUCUCUCUCACGUCACGGCUGAUGGACCGCGAGUCCAAUUCUCUAGAAAUUUCGCAUUUGCUGCGAGAUGCUGGAGCGGCCGCGCUUCGCAUGCCGAAACUGGAGAUGAUGAACAUCUGGAACGGUGCGCAGGGAGAGGCUUGUGCGUUCAUGUAUCGACAAGAGGACUCUUCCAUAGCUUGGCGGGGAACCUGGGAGUUCAAAUUUUCGCGUGAUGUAAUUCAGAGGUGGAAGAAGGUAGUGUCCCGUUUUGCGAGAGAUGAGUUGCGAGUGAGGCUUCAACUACUUGAUUGCGAGAUUUUGUCUCACGGAGACGCAAUUCAUCAUUUGGGUUUGGACUUCGUGAUUGACCAUACGGAGAGAGAGUGA